UGCAAUCCGUUCAGCCGUGUUUUUCUCUAAGAUCGACCGAGAAAAGUGAGAAUUUUCAUUUGAAAACAUGUCAAAAUUAAUCGUUCGAUUGUUAUUGUGUUGUGUUUUUAUUUUGGCGACGUCGAUCAAUGGUCAAAGUUAUCAUGAAAAGUAUCGUCUUCAAUUGCAUUUUUCGAUGCCAUCAGGUUGGGCAAAUGACCCAAAUGGUUUGAUCUAUUCAGAUGAAUACUAUCAUCUGUUUUAUCAACAUGAUCCAUCGGGUGCUUUGAAUAAAUUGUUGCAUUGGGGUCAUGCAAGAUCCCGAGACUUAAUCCAUUGGGAAAAUUUACCGGUUGCACUAUAUCCAUAUGAAAAAGGUGAUAUAUUUAGUGGAUGUUGUGUUAUUGACAAAGACAAUGUUACCGGUUUGAUUUCGGCAGAAAAUCAAGACCAAUCAAACAAUACGAUUGUUGCAGUUUAUACACUUCAUAAAGAUAUAGAACAGAGUCAAGCAUUAGCAUAUUCAUUUGAUGAUGGUAUAACAUGGACUCAAUACGAUGCAAAUCCGGUUCUUCCAAAUCCGGGUAUACCAGAUUUUCGUGAUCCAAAUAUAUUCGAACGUGAUGGAAGGUUUUAUAUGGCAUUAGCCGUUCUUGAUCGAAUUUCAUUUUAUACCAGUAGCAAUUUGUUGGAAUGGACUCGGCUCGGUGACUUUGGACUCGAACCCAAUGAAGGCGAUAAAUCUGGUGUGUGGGAAUGUCCGUCGGUAGUUCGUUUAAAAGAUGAACAGAACAAUGAACAUGAUAUAUUAAUUGUUUCUGAAAAUGGUGAUACACGAGGCAGCCUAACACAGUAUUUUGUUGGUACAUUUAAUGGUACACAUUUUAAUAGUUACGAUCAAUCAAAAAUUUUGUGGGUUGACAAUGGUUUUGACAACUAUGCGGCCAUACCUUAUCAAAACGAUCCAAGUGGAAGAGUUUUAAUAAUCGGUUGGAUGUCAAAUUGGCUUUAUGCACAAUAUACGCCAACAACAACAUGGCGCGGUCAAAUGACAAUUCCACGUGAAUUGGCACUUCAAACGAUUGACGGAAAUAUUCAUCUUGUUCAGCGACCAAUUGAUGAACUCAUGAAUUUAGUUGAUGCCACAAGAAAAUGGUCACUAUCAACACCAUUGACACUAAGUGGCAAUCAAAUUGUUGAUUUAACGCCACAAAUACCAUUCAAAACUGGCUCAAUGUUUACGCUAGAAUAUGUAUUUAAUAUUGAAAAUGUCGUAAAUGGCAAAGUCGGAUUAAGAUUCAGCAAUUUUUUUGGCGAAUUCAUUACAUUCUUUUUUGAUUUAAGCGAAGGAAUUUAUUAUUUAGACCGCAGUAAUUCUGGUGAUGUUUCAUUCAGUCCAAGAUUUGCUAAUAGAAUGGCCGAUGCAAAACGCAUUCGUUCGACCAAUUCACUUUCGGGACAAGUUAUUUUGGACACAGCAUCGAUUGAAAUAUUUGCCGAUGAUGGUUUGAAUACAUUCAGCGCAAUAUUCUUUCCAUCCGAACUAUUUGAAAAUAUUCAAUUGCUAUGUGCAAUUGAAGACAACGAAAAACCAAUAACCGUAGAAAAAUUAAGCGUUGCAGCUCUACAUAGCAUUUGGGCGGAAUCAUAAAAUAUUAAAUUGUAUUAUUUGUUUUCUAUUUGGUGAACUAAUUUUAUCAAAAAAAACAAUUAAUAAAAUAUAGAU
Contarinia nasturtii (swede midge) is the source of this 1705-nucleotide messenger RNA. RefSeq names its product levanase-like. The coding region runs from base 68 to 1630 and encodes 520 amino acids. Gene Ontology annotation, molecular function: sucrose alpha-glucosidase activity. The transcript has a single exon. Gene Ontology annotation, biological process: sucrose catabolic process. The record is from RefSeq and is a predicted model, not a curated record. NCBI's taxonomy places the organism in Eukaryota, Metazoa, Arthropoda, Insecta, Diptera, Cecidomyiidae.